Messenger RNA from Amblyraja radiata (thorny skate), 1133 nucleotides. RefSeq names its product methyltransferase like 27 (gene mettl27). Lineage: Eukaryota; Metazoa; Chordata; Chondrichthyes; Rajiformes; Rajidae. The transcript has 6 exons. Bases 110 to 814 code for a protein of 234 amino acids. Gene Ontology annotation, molecular function: S-adenosylmethionine-dependent methyltransferase activity. The record is from RefSeq and is a predicted model, not a curated record.
UCACAACGGGGAUCUCUGGCAUCACAACAGGGUCCCGGCAGCCACGCCUGCACAGUUGCGGCAGGGUUGCAGGGCCGGGAUCGCCAUUUUUACUGAACAUCGGCUCGUAAUGGCAGCCAAUCCAAGAACAAUUACAGAUGUGCAAGCAACUAUUCUGUCUGCUCAUGAAAACUCUACGGUUGAAGAUAAAAUAUCAUUUUAUAAUACCUGGUCCAAACUCUAUGAACAGGAUAUGAAACUUCUGGAUUAUCAAGCUCCUCUCCUCGCUUCAACGUGUUUAGCGGAUGUAAUGCUUGAAGACCGUGAUCAGGCGCUGGUUCUGGAUGUUGCUUGUGGGACAGGACUAGUAGCUGCUCAGUUACAGAAACUUGGAUUUUGCAACUUCCAUGGACUGGAUGGCAGUGAAGAAAUGUUGCAUUUGGCACAGUCUAAAUCACUAUACCAAAGUAUCCAGAAAUGUAUCCUGGGUGCUGAAUCACUUCCACUGUCUUCAGAUAUUUAUGACGUCGUUUUGAUUGUCGGGGCGCUAAGUGGAGGGCAGGUGCCGUACACCACGAUUCGUGAACUCCGUCGUGUUACUAAGCCAGGAGGCUUUGUGUGUAUGACCACCCGGAGCAAUGUGUCAAAUCAGCUUUACAAGACACAACUACAAGCUUUGAUGGAAGAAAUGGAGCAAAAACGAUUGUGGGUAAAGGUAAAAGUACAAGAAAUAGAACUUUGGGAAAAGGCAACUUCUGAACUAGAAUCUAAAGGAGAUUCUAUCUACAUCCCUGGGACAAUCUAUAUCUACCAAAAAUCAAGGAUUCAAACUUAAAAUUGAAAUUAAGGAUUAUGAUAUGAAUGAAAACUGAGAACAUUGAAAAUAGAUUGUUUAUACUCAUCUGCUAAUUAGUAUAUUACUGAAAUAAUGUCCUGGGGCUGGAAUUAUUGACGUUUAUUUAUACAAGUUCAAAUGCAUAGAAAAUGGGGUUGUUGAAAGAGAAGUUUAUUUCAAUAAAUGUUCGAAUGUGUUUGCAUUAUUAGGUUGAUUCUUUUCACCAGAAUAUUAAUUGCCAAUGUUUUGAACUGAAUUUGGGAAGCAUGCUCCUAGAAAUAAUAACACUAAUAAAAAAGAAAAUCUGCUCUCUAUCCUA